Daphnia magna is the source of this 1537-nucleotide messenger RNA. RefSeq names its product eukaryotic translation initiation factor 4E. The transcript is spliced from 4 exons. The record is from RefSeq and is a predicted model, not a curated record. Gene Ontology annotation, cellular component: eukaryotic translation initiation factor 4F complex; cytoplasm. Gene Ontology annotation, biological process: translational initiation. NCBI's taxonomy places the organism in Eukaryota, Metazoa, Arthropoda, Branchiopoda, Diplostraca, Daphniidae. Gene Ontology annotation, molecular function: translation initiation factor activity; RNA 7-methylguanosine cap binding. The coding region runs from base 125 to 784 and encodes 219 amino acids.
AUGAAAAUAGCACAUUUUUCUUCAUAACGCCGUCGGUAGUACAUUGCCAGACUGGGGAAAUAGUCAUUGGAAGGAGUGGAAUCAAUCCAAACGUUUGGCAACGUUGCCUAUUAGAGCGUAAAAAAUGGCCGCAGAUAUGGAGGAGCUUGCUCAAACGGAACAAACCCAGCCAUCAGUUGCCACUCAAGGUGAGGGUGAGACAGAAGAAACUUCAGUGGAUGCAGACAUGUUGAUCAAACACCCGCUACAAAAUCAGUGGACUUUGUGGUUCUUCAAACCAGACAGAGCCAAGGGAUGGGAAGAGAAUCAGCGUGAAGUAAUCCAUUUCGAUACCAUUGAAGACUUUUGGUCCACACAUAAUCACAUCAAAUCAGCCAGUGAGCUCUCAGCAGGCUGUGACUACUCAUUAUUCAAAGCAGGCAUUAAGCCCAUGUGGGAAGAUCCACGAAAUAACAAUGGUGGUCGGUGGCUUAUCAGUUUGGACAAAAAACAGAGAUCAUCUGAACUAGAUAAUUAUUGGCUUGAAGUGAUAUUAUGUCUGAUUGGUGAAGCAUUUGAAGAAUCUAGUGAAGAUAUUUGUGGAGCAGUUGUCAAUAUUCGACCAAAGGGAGAUAAAUUAAGUGUUUGGACAGCUGACUGCACAAACCGUGAUGGCAUAAUGAAAAUUGGCCAGAAACUUAAGGAAAGGCUUGGUAUUCAAACCAGGGGGUCGAUUGUGUAUGAAGCCCACAAUGAUAGCAUGAAAAAGUCUGGAUCUGUCGCCAAGUUCAGAUACACUGUUUAACACUGGAUUCAUUUAGUAACAAAAUUUACUAUAUAUUUUUUCAGCAAUGUUGGUUGAGGUAGAAUUUCAUACACAGUCACGAUGCUCCCCCAUGCCUUUGAAACAAUUUCCCAUUUCUGUAAAAAAAAAAAGUGUUUAUCCCCAGGCUAUGGGCUAGAGAUAAAAAUGAGAACGAAAUCCUAUCGCAUUUACAGAAAGGGCUGCAACAGAAAACAGAACUUUUUUCGUUGAUUUUUCAAAGCUGUCGAGUUAUGGAGAUUGAUGAGCAUGUUUUCCUUUUGUCUCAUCCGACUGGAAAUAUUUAUUCGAGAGAGGUUCAUUUUUUUUAUUUUUGUUUUGUAUUGUCUGCGGCGAUAGAGCAGAACGCCUGGUAUGCAGUUUUUCGUUUCUUUGAUUUUUCCUGAUGGCAUACUAAUGAUUCCCGAAAAAAGCAAUCGUUUAUUGAAAGGGUUACGUAUGAGGUGAUGUUCACAACGUAUCUAUGACUUGUGCUUUUUUUUUUGUUUUCUUUCUUCUUUCUUUAUUGCUCCGUCUCUUGACCAAUAUAACCUAGCAUUCGUUUUCAACCUACACAACUCUUCUAUUAGCCAAUCAACAAGACUCCGUCGUGUUUCUUGUGACGACUCCUCUCCCACCAAUCUCGCAAUUUUUUGUUUGUUUUCUAUCCUCCCAACCCUGUUGAUUGUAAUCCUUACUAGUUCUCUUCCGUUUCUUUGGUUUUUCAUCGUUGCAAUACAUUAUUGCAUUUGGAAA